UCCAAUUGCAACCGUUGACAACCUUCACUCCCUUCGCCAUUAACUCUCUCUCUCUCCGAAAUGGAGAAACCAGUACACGAUCCAUGGCGACCCGACCUGGUUUUCCGGCCGCCGGAAACGCCGCGAGAGCCGAUGGAGUUCCUCUCCCGCUCCUGGAGCAUCUCGGCGCUCGAGGUCUCCAAGGCUCUGAGUCCUUCGUCGCAGACUCACCCCUUCGUCUCCAAGUCCUCCGGCGGCGGCGGCGGCGUUUUACCGGAGGAGGAAGCAAUCUCCGGCGGUGACAAGGAGGAGAACGGCGUCGUCGUCGUCCCCGGAAACCCUUUCUCUUUCGCUUCCUCCGAGACUUCUCAGAUGGUCAUGGAGCGUAUCUUGUCUCAGUCUCAAGAACUGGAAGCGUCUCCAAGAACAUCAGGUCGGCUCUCUCACAGCAGUGGUCCUCUCAACGGCUCCUUCACCGACAGCCCUCCUGUUUCCUCGCCGGAGGUCGACGACAUUAAGUUUUGCCAAGCAACAAACCCACUGAACCAGAUUUAUGAGUUCCGUACAACCGCGUCGACUCCGGGCCCCAUCACCGCCACAGCCAUUCAGUCCAAGACGGUGGGUCGAUGGCUCAAGGACCGGAGGGAGAAGAAGAAAGAGGAGACGCGUGCCCACAACGCCCAAGUCCACGCCGCCGUCUCCAUAAUAUCCUUCAUUUUUUUAAUCAUAAAUAUAAUAAAAAAUCACUAUGCAGCGUUCGCGGCGGCGACCGCCGCCUCCUCGAGCUCCGGCAAGGACGAGCAGAUGACCAAGACGGACAUGGCCGUUCCCCCCGCCGCGACUCUGGUGGCCGCUCAGUGCGUGGAGGCUGCGGAAGUGAUGGGAGCCGAGCGCGAGCACUUGGGCUCCGUUCUAAGCUCCGCCGUCAGAGUCCGCUCCGCCGGUGAUAUCAUGACGUUGACCGCCGCAGCCGCCACAGCGUUAAGAGGAGUGGCCACAUUGAAGGCGAGGGCACUGAAGGAGGUGUGGAAUAUAGCGACGGUGAUUCCGAUGGACAGAGGAAUGAGUUAUGGAGGCUGCGUCAAUCCUACCGAUAACGGUAAGGAUAACGGUGUCAAUGGCAGCUCAAGCAGUAGCUACAGCGGUGAACUCGUCUUCGAGGACAACUUUUUGGGCGUUUGCAGCAGAGAAUUGCUUGCUAGAGGCUGUGAACUCCUCAAACGCACUCGCAGAGGUGAUCUUCAUUGGAAAAUAGUUUCUGUUUACAUCAACAGAACGAAUCAGGUUAUAUUGAAGAUGAAGAGCAAACAUGUUGCAGGGACCAUCACCAAAAAGAAAAAGAACGUCGUGCUUGGAGUGAUAAAGGAUGUACCGGCUUGGCCAGGCCGCCAUCUUCUCGAAGGUGGAGAGGAUUUCAGGUACUUUGCAUUGAAAACGGUUUUUCGAGGCGUUGUGGAAUUCGAAUGCCGGAGCCAGAGGGAGUAUGAUUUGUGGACUCGAGGUGUGUCAAGGCUUCUUGCCAUUGCAGCUGAGAGGAACAACAUAUAUAGAAUCUGAGUCAUGUAUGAUCUGUACCUUUUUUAAACAUUUGGGGUCAAACUGCAACUUGGAGAAAGUUUAGGGGUUACUUUUAUAAGGUUUCCUUGUUUGGGGUCAACUUCUAAAAUGC
This is a messenger RNA of Tarenaya hassleriana, 1648 nucleotides long. Its product is annotated as VAN3-binding protein-like. The record is from RefSeq and is a predicted model, not a curated record. Gene Ontology annotation, biological process: auxin-activated signaling pathway; leaf vascular tissue pattern formation; phloem or xylem histogenesis. Lineage: Eukaryota; Viridiplantae; Streptophyta; Magnoliopsida; Brassicales; Cleomaceae. The coding region runs from base 61 to 1536 and encodes 491 amino acids. The transcript is spliced from 8 exons.